This is a messenger RNA of Leucoraja erinaceus (little skate), 4593 nucleotides long. It is a transcript of the gene ano3, whose product is annotated as anoctamin 3. The transcript has 3 exons. NCBI's taxonomy places the organism in Eukaryota, Metazoa, Chordata, Chondrichthyes, Rajiformes, Rajidae. The record is from RefSeq and is a predicted model, not a curated record. Bases 2344 to 2658 code for a protein of 104 amino acids.
ACAUACCUACAGGAGAGGUGCCAGAGGAUUGGAGGGUGGCAAAUGUUGUGCCUCUUUUCAAGAAGGGCUGCAGGGAAAAUGCUGGGAACUAUAGGCCGGUGAGCUUAACAUCUGUAGUUGGUAAGUUACUGGAGAGUAUUAUGAGGGAUGGGAUAUACAGGCAUUUGGAUGGGCAAGGGCUGAUUUGGGAUAGUCAGCAUGGUUUUGUACGUGGGAGGUCGUGUCUCACAAAUCUGAUUGAUUUUUUUGAAGACGUGACCAAAAAGGUUGAUGAGGGCAGAGCUGUAGAUGUUGUGUACAUGGACUUCAGUAAGGCAUUCGACAAAGUUCCGCAUGGUAGGUUGCUCUGGAAGGUUAGAUUGCAUGGGAUCCAAGGAGAGAUAGCAGAAUGGAUGGCAAAUUGGCUUCAUGGAAGGAAGCAGAGGGUGAUGGUGGAAGGUUGCUUCUCAGGCUGGAGGCCUGUAACUAGUGGUGUGCCACAGGGUUCGGUGUUGGGCCCGUUACUGUUUGUCAUCUACAUCAAUGAUUUGGAUGAGAACAUACAGGGCAAAAUUAGCAAGUUUGCUGAUGAUACAAAAGUUAGUGGUUUUGCAGAUAGUGAAGAUGGUUGUGAACGAUUGCAGCAGGAUCUGGAUCAAUUGGCCAGGUGGGCGGAGGAAUGGUUGAUGGAAUUUAAUACAGAGAAGUGUGAGGUGUUGCAUUUUGGGACGGCGAACAUGGGCAGGACCUACACAGUGAAUGGUAGGCCUCUGGGUAGUGUUGUAGAGCAGAGGGAUCUAGGAGAACAGAUGCAUGGUACCUUGAAGGUCGAGUCGCAGGUAGAUAAGGUGGUCAAAAAGCCUUUUGGCACUUUGGCCUUCAUCAGUCAGAGUAUUGAGAAUAGAAGUUGGAAGGUCAUGUGGCAGUUGUAUAAGACGUUGGUGAGACAGCAUCUAGAGUGUUGUGUUCAGUUCUGGGCACCAUGUUAUAGGAAAGAUGUUGUCGAGCUUGAAAAGGUUCAGAGAUGAUCAACCACUAAUCUAAACUACAUUCAUGGUGUCCAGCAAUUAAUAUUUGGGGUUAGAAAUGGGGUUAGAAAUGAGAAUAUUGCUAAUUGUCUUGUGAAUUCACUUAUCAUCUCAGAAAGGUUUUUUUGAAGGGCCUUUUGAAAGCUUUGCUUGAAAACCUUGAAAGGGUUCAGAAAAGAUUUACGAGGAUGUUGCCAGGACUAGAGGGUGUGAGCUAUAGGGAGAGGUUGAGUAGGUUGGGUCUCUAUUCCAUAGGAGGAUGAGGGGUGAUCUUAUAGAGGUGUACAAAAUCAUGAGAGGAAUAGAUCGGGUAGAGUCUCUUGCCCAGAGUAGGGGAAUCGAAGACCAGAGGACAUAGGUUCAAGGUGAAGGGGAAAAGAUUUAAUAGGAAUCUGAAUCUUUUUCACACAGAGGGUGAUGGGUGUGUGGAACGAGCUGCCAGAGCAGGUAGUUGAGGCUGGGACUAUCCCAACGUUUAAGAAACAGUUGGACAGGUACAUGGACAGGACAAGUUUGGAGGGAUAUGGACCAGGUGCAGGCAAGUGGGACUAGUGUAACUGGGACAUUGUUGGCCGGUGUGGGCGAGUUGGGCUGAGGGCCUGUUUCCACACUGUAUCACUCUAUGACUAGGAGAAAUUUCUUUAGUCAGAGGGUGGUGAAUCUGUGGAACUCAUUGCCACAGGCGGCUGUGGAGGCCAAGGCAAUGGAUAUAUUUAAGGCAGAGAUAGAUCGAUUCUUGAUUAGUACGGAUGUCAGGGGUUAUGGAGAGAAGGCAGGAGAACGGAGUUAGGAGGGAGAGAUAGAUCAGCCAUGAUUGAAUGGCGGAGUAGACUUGAUGGGCCGAAUAGCCUAAUUCUACUCCUAUCACUUAUGACCUUAUGACCUUGUGACUUACAGAGCACCCACGCACGGAGUCAGAAUGGGAGAACAGCUUUGCCUUGAAGAUGUUCCUCUUUGAGUUUGUCAAUCUCAACAGCUCCAUCUUCUAUGUUGCUUUCAUUCUCGGCAGGUGAGUCAAGAGUCGGGAGUGUUUUAUUGUCAUGUGUCCCAGACAGAACAAUGACAUUCUUACUUGCAGCAGCACAACACAAUGUGUAAACAUAGUACACUGGGAACAGUAUUAUAAACGGGAGAAAAACAAAUUCAGUGUGUGAAUAUACAGUACACACAUACUCACAAAUGCAAAUAUAUCAUCUAUAUUGGAAGGAACUGCAGAUGCUGGUUUAAACCGAAGAUAGACACACGAUGCUGGAGUAACUCAGCGGGUCAGGCAGCAUCUCUGAAGAGAUGGAAUGGGUGACGUUUCGGGUCGAGACCCUUCUUCAGUGAUGUGGAGAUGGCGGAGGGGCGGGAACCUGCCCCUCCUCCACAUCAGUCUGAAGAAGGGUCUCGACGUCAGUCUGAGGAAGGGUCGUCAGGUUUGCAGGGCGGCCUGGAGCCUAUGCCAAGCUGUUUCACCGAUGGAGACUGGAAGAGAUUGUUACAGAACUGGUGGUCACGGAGAAAGGUGAAGCGAGCCAGUCACGAUGAGGCGAGCAAGUAUUACCUACCUCAGUGGGAGCAAGAUUGGAACCUGCAGCCUAUGAACAACCAUGGACUGGUAGACGAGUAUCUGGAAAUGGGUAAGUACCAUAGAGUCAUGGAGUCCUAGAGUGAUACAGUGUGGAAACAGGCCCUCAGCCCAACUUGCCCACCCAGGCCAACUUGUCCCAGAUACACCAGUCCCACCUGCCUGCGUUUGGCCCAUAUCCCUCCAAGUCUGUCCUAUCCAUGUACCAGUCUAACUGUUCCUUAAAUGUUGGGAUAGUCCCUGCCUCAACUACCUCAUCUGGCAGCUCGUUCCAUACACCCACCACCCUUUGUGUGAAGAAGUUACCCCUCAGAUUCCAAUUAAAUCUUUCCCCUUCACCUUAAAUCUGUCCUCUGGCCCUCAAUUCCCCUACUCUGGGCAAGAGACUCUGUGCAUCUACCCGAUCUAUUCCUCUCAUGAUUUUGAACACCUCUAUAAGGUCACCCCUCAUCCUCCUGUGCUCCAUGGAAUAGAGACCCAGACUACUCAACCACUCCCUAUAGCUCACACCCUCUAGUCCUGGCAACAUCCUCGUAAAUCUUCUCUGUGUCCUUUCCAGCUUGACAAUAUGUCUCCUAUAACAUGGUGCCCAGAAUUGAACACAAUAUCCUAAAUGCGGCCUCACCAACGUCUUAUACAACUGCAACCUUAGUCCUGUGAUCAAAGUGUUUUAGGAUCCAAUUAUCUUCAGAUGUUUUCAACAGGACCUUACUUCCACCGUAAGACCAGAAGUGGAUAUGUUUUGUUUCAUUUAUUGUCACGUGUACUGAGGUACAGUGAAAAGCUUUUUUGUUGCGUGCUAUCCUCUCAGCGGAGAGACUGUACAGGGGAUCUUAUUGAAACAUAUAAGAUUAUUAUGGGGAUUGGACAUGGUAGAGGCUGGAAAUAUGUUCCCGAUGUUGGGGGAGUCCAGAGCCAGUGGCCACAGUUUAAGAAUAACGAGUAAGCCAUUUAGAACGGAGACGAGGAAACACUUUUUCUCACAGAGAGUUGUGAGUCUGUGGAAUUCUCUGCCUCAGAGGCCGGUUCUCUGGAUGCUUUCAAGAGAGAGCUAGAUAGGGCUCUUAAAGAUAGCGGAGUCAGGGAAUAUGGGGAGAAGGCAGGAAUGGGGUACUGAUUGUGGAUGAUCAGCCAUGAUCACAUUGAAUGGCGGUGUUAGCUCAAAGGGCCGAAUGGCCUACUGCUGCACCUAUAGUCUAUUGUCUAUUGUCUGUACUUUACAAUGAUAUGAAACACCUCAAUGUAUAGAACGAAGGAACUGCAGAUGCGGCUUUACCAAGGAAAGACACAGAGUGCUGGAGUAACUUUAGUGGUUCACCAAUCCAUGUUCUCCACAGAUGCUGCCUGACCCGCUGAGUUACUUCUUUUUACCACUAGAGAGAGCUCUAACACUGAACUAUCCCUGAGCUUUUGCAGUAUGUGAUACAUGGCCACCAGAUGACGACCUUCACAUCAAACUAAAUCAUAUUGAAAGCUGUAAUUUUCAGAAAUGGAUCUCAAUGAUCGACAAAGUUCAAAGUGCCGAACUUGAUGCCAUAUCCUUCUUUGACACCAAUCGUUGAGGAAUUGUUUCUGCCUGCAGCAGCCCCACACAUCGGCGAGACCAAGCGCAGGCUCGGCGAUCGUUUCGCUGAACACCUCCGCUCAGUCCGUCUUAACCUACCUGAUCUCCCGGUUGCUCAGCACUUCAACUCCCCCUCCCAUUCCCAAUCUGACCUUUCUGGCCUGGGCCUCCUCCAGUGUCAGAGUGAGGGCCACCGCAAAUUGGAGGAACAGCACCUCAUAUUUUGCUCGGGUAGCUUCCACCCCAGCGGUAUGAACAUUGACUUCUCCCUCCUUCCCCUUCCCCUUCCCAGUUCUCCCACUAGUUUUACUGUUUCCACUAAAUUCAAUCUCUGUCCCGCCCCCUCCCCCGACAUCAAUCUGAAGAAGGGUCUCAACCCGAAACAUCACCCAUUCCUUCUCUCCAGAGAUGCUGCCUCACCCGCUGAGUUACUCCAGCAUUUUGUGUCUACC